This is a messenger RNA of Talaromyces marneffei, 4563 nucleotides long. RefSeq lists its product as uncharacterized. Gene Ontology annotation, molecular function: ABC-type transporter activity; ATP hydrolysis activity; ATP binding. Gene Ontology annotation, cellular component: membrane. Gene Ontology annotation, biological process: transmembrane transport. NCBI's taxonomy places the organism in Eukaryota, Fungi, Ascomycota, Eurotiomycetes, Eurotiales, Trichocomaceae. The transcript has 15 exons. Bases 1 to 4563 code for a protein of 1520 amino acids. The record is from RefSeq and is a predicted model, not a curated record.
AUGGCUUCAAAUGCUACGCAAUGCUACGAGAUAGACAACACGUUCUCAUACUAUGCUGGAGAAUGCCGUGGUGGGUUUGACUUUACCCUCCUGUUCGAGCAGACUAUCUUGACUGCUUUGCCAUUGGGGCUUUUUGUUUUGGUGGCCCCAGCUAGAAUUUGGUAUCUCUCCAAGAAAUCCAAAAAGACAGCUACAAGCUUACUGCUACCGCUAAAAAUUGCAUUAUAUGCCGGACUUGCAGCUUCUCAGCUUGCUGUAUUGACUUUGUGGACAUUACCUUCCGCCAAAAGAACCAAUGCUUCGAUCCCGGUCCAAGCAGUUUCAUUAGCUGCAACCGCUAUCUUCUGUCUACUCUCUUAUUUCGAACAUACUCGCACUAUUCGCCCGUCGUUUUUACUUGACGUGUUUUUCUUUUUAACUUUACUAUUUGAUAUUGCGCAAUGUCGAACACUAUGGUUACGGGGUUCGGGAUUCUACGGCAACACAAUCGCCAUUCUGUUCACUAUCUCGGUGGUCAUGAAAGCAUUGCUUCUAGCAUUGGAGGCAUUAGAAAAACGACGGUUCUUGCGCGCUGAGUACAAAGCUAGUCCACCGGAGGCUACGGCAAGUAUUUUCAACAGGAGCUUCUUCUGGUGGUUGAAUCCGUUGUUCGUGAAAGGAUUCUCGUCUCUGCUUCGAAUGGAUGAUCUGUUUGACAUCGACAAACAAAUGCGCUCAGAGUACAUACAUGAACGUAUGGAAAAGGCUUGGAAUAAAGUCGAGAAGAAGACACCCAAUACGUUGUUUAUGGUGUCUAUCAAAACGUUGAUAUGGCCAAUCCUGGCAGUGAUUCCGCCUCGGGCAUGCCUGGUUGCUCUCAACUUUAGCCAGCCGCUGCUUAUCAACCGUGCUGUCUACUUAUCUGUUGACAGUGUGACGCCCUGGACAACUCAUGUGGGAUAUGGUUUGAUUGGCGCAUACAUUCUAGUAUACGUUGGGUCUGCUAUUGCCAUGGGUCAGUAUCAGCAUCUGGCAUAUAGAUCGAUUACCAUGGUCCGAGGCGGUCUGAUUUCGAUGCUCACUCGCAAAACCACGGAUCUCAGUGUGCGAGAUGUAGAUCCUGCUGUCUCCUUGACUCUUAUGAGUGCAGAUGUUGAGCGCAUAGUUCAAGGAUGGCAAACCAUGCAUGAGAUGUGGGCCAACCUGGCUGAGAUCGGUGUUGCUAUUUUCCUCCUAGAGGGACAACUGGGUAUAUCAUGUCUUGUUCCUGUUGGUGUAUCAAUAUUCUCUUUGUUUGCUUCGAUUAUUGCGUUGAACUUUGUCAUGGCGCGUCAGGCUCGUUGGCUAGAAGCUAUUGAGAGACGUAUCUCUGCCACGUCUGCAAUGCUUGGUUCCAUGAAAGGAAUCAAGAUAACCGGACUGAAGAACGUUUUGUUCAAGAGUAUCCAUACGUUGCGUAUCGACGAGUUGAAUAUUUCAAAAGGCUUCCGACGUUUGUUGAUCUGGAACAUGGGAAUAGCAUAUAUAUCUCAAAUAUUUGCUCCGAUUAUCACUUUCGCCGUUUUCGUUACGGUCUCGCACAAUCGAGGGGAUGAUGUUGCACUUAACACGGCCAGAGUCUACACCGCAUUGUCAAUCUUCGCAUUGAUGACUGACCCAAUCACUACUUUAGUCAUGUCAUUGGCUGCUUUCGUUGGCUCGAUUGGUUCUUUCCAGCGUAUCCAGCAAUUUUUAGAAAAGGACAUCCUCGUUGACAAGCGUCGAUCUCCUUCAGAACAUAACUCAUCAGACAACCUAAUCGAAGGUGCCAUGCCAAAUCACUCGGAAAAGUCCAGCAUCAUGACCAAUGAAGCCGAUUUGAUAAAAAACAAUGGUACCAAAACCUCUCGAUCAUCUACCUUAACCUCACGGGAUGUCAUUGUUCUUCAAAAUUCGGACUUUGGCUGGGAUCCAGAAAAGGAGCCAUUGCUCAAGUCAAUCACAAUGUCCGUCCCUGAAAGCAAGAUCUCAAUGAUUGUUGGGCCAGUAGGCUGCGGAAAAUCUACUCUGCUGAAAGCUAUUCUUGGUGAAAUUCCGCCCAUGCAUGGCUCCGUAUACAUGGCCACUGAUCAGGUAGCCUAUUGUGACCAGACCGCGUGGCACGUCAACGAUACCAUCAGGAAUAGUGUUAUUGCAGCAAGUGAGUUUGAUGAGCAAUGGUAUAGCACCGUGCUGCAAGCUUGCGCUUUGCAUGAGGAUUUGCGGCAGUUACCUCAGGGCGAUCAGACCAUGAUCGGUAGCAAGGGUGUUGCUCUUAGUGGAGGUCAAUGUCAACGCAUAGCGUUAGCAAGAGCUGUAUAUGCAAAGAGAAAGCUUGUGAUUCUUGAUGACCCAAUUAGCGGACUUGAUACUGCGACUGAGAAUCACAUCUGGCAUAGCCUGAUGGGCAAGUCUGGUAUCUGGAGAAAGAUGCAGGUAACAGUGUUGAUGACUUCUUCGUCAGUCAAGCGUCUUCCAUACUCGGAUUAUAUCUUUGUAGUCGAUGAAAACGGCACUAUUUCAGAACAAGGUCAUUUCGAUACCCUCGCUGCAACUGGUGCUUACGUGUCAAGCUUCCAUCUAGGGCAACCCGACUGGAACUUCACUCCAGACGAACGCAGUUACCACGUACCGAGUAUUAACGAGAACGAGAAAGUUAUUCAAACAGAUGAUGAUCUAGAAGCAGAAGCCAAUCGGGCAACAGGUGAUUUUGCCAUAUACAGAUACUAUUUCGACUCAGUUGGAUGGGUUGGAAUUGUUAUUUUCCUUGUUUGUAUUUCGGGAUUCGUUUUUUGUAUAUCUUUUCCGAGUAUCUGGGUCAAAUGGUGGGCAGCCUCUAACGUGCAAUAUCCAUACGAGAAAUCCGGUUACUACAUGGGGAUAUAUGCAAUGCUUGGCGGCCUUGCUCUAAUUACACUAUGCAUCAGUUGCUGGCAAUUCAUUAUUACUAUGGUACCCAAAUCUGGAGAGAGAUUCCACUCCACAUUGCUUAAUACUGUUCUCAGUGCAAAAACGUCUUUCUUUGCUUCGACGGAUACCGGCGUCACUUUGAACAGAUUCAGUCAGGAUUUGCAGCUGAUUGAUAUGGAACUGCCAGUUGCGGCGUUGAACACAAUCGCCACACUCAUUUUGUGUAUUGCACAAACCACCCUGAUCGGAGUAGCUUCUCCGUACACGGCCAUCUCAUUCCCAAUUGUGUUGAUCGCCCUCUACUUUAUUCAAAAGUACUAUCUCCGAACGUCACGUCAGCUACGAUUCAUGGAUCUCGAGGCCAAGGCUCCACUGUAUUCUCAAUUCACCGAGUGUUUGAGUGGUCUUGUUACCAUUCGGGCAUUUGGCUGGCAAAAGGCAAUGGAAAACAAGAGUCGAGAGUUGCUCGAACGCUCCCAGCGUCCAUUCUAUCUACUUUUUGCCGUACAAAGAUGGCUCACACUUGUCCUGGAUCUGGUUGUCGCCGGUAUCGCCACAAUAUUAAUUAUCCUUGUGGUCGAGCUGCGUGGAUCGAUCAGUGCAGGCUACGUUGGUGUUGCGUUGUUCAACAUCAUCCAAUUCAGUCAGAGUAUCAAGUUGCUGAUUACGUUCUGGACGAAUUUGGAGACCCAUAUUGGCUCUAUUGCUCGUGUCAAGAUUUUCAACGAGGCGGUCAAGUCUGAGGAUUUGGAGCCAGAGAACCGCCCGGUGCCGCCUGCGUGGCCUUCGCAAGGGGCAAUUGAAUUCAAUGGGGUGUCAGCCGGUUACAGACCCGAAGAGCCGAUUCUGAAAAAAAUUGAUCUAUCAAUCCGCAGCGGCGAGAAGAUUGGUAUCUGUGGCCGGACUGGAAGUGGCAAGAGUUCUUUGGUGCUGGCCAUUUUCCGCAUGGUAGAGCUAUCUGGGGGCAGUAUCACCAUCGACGGAAUUGAUCUCUCGACCAUCCCUCGUCAGGAGAUUAGAGCAAGAAUCACAGGCGUUUCUCAAGACCCGUUCUUAAUCCAGGGCAGCGUCAGGCUAAAUGCCGACCCCAAUGGCACGGCAACUGAUGAUCAAAUCACGGAUGCCCUUCGAAGCGUUCACUUACUUUCCGUAGUGGAAGAAAAGGGUGGCCUUGACGUGGAUGUCGAAGAACUCCACUUAUCACAGGGACAGAUGCAGCUGUUCUGUCUAGCCCGAGCCAUGCUACGCCAUAGCAGUAUCCUCAUCCUCGACGAGGCUACCAGCAACGUCGACUCCAAAACCGAUGAAAUCAUGCAACGCGUCAUCCGCGAAAAAUUCAGUAACCACACCAUCCUCGCCGUCGCACACAAACUCGACACAAUUUUGGAUUUCGACAAAGUCGCCAUGCUCGAAGCCGGAGUAUUGAUCGAAUUCGACGACCCGUAUACAUUGCUAUCUACAGACUCGGCAUUUAACAGAUUGUAUACGUAUAGUAUGGCCGAUGAGGAUGAAAAGGAUGGCGGAAUGGAUGAUAUCGAGGUUAUUGUGAGGGACAGUUCGUCUCGGACUGCGACUUCAACCACAGCGACGCAAUCGAAUCGAGCGUCGAGCGAGAAUGGACGGGGUUCUGGACAGAAUAAUUAUACAUAUCCAUAA